Molecule: messenger RNA, 11722 nt
Organism: Mus musculus (house mouse)
Lineage: Eukaryota; Metazoa; Chordata; Mammalia; Rodentia; Muridae
Gene: Etl4
Product: enhancer trap locus 4
Exons: 20
Coding region: 5018-10408 (1796 amino acids)
Cellular component (GO): cytoplasm; centrosome
Source: RefSeq, a predicted model, not a curated record
AUGUAUGUAUUUGGACCAUGUGUUUGCUUGGUUCCCAUGGAUAUCAUAAGAGGGUUCUGGAUCCUCUGGAACUGGUAAAGGUGGCUGCAAGCCAAUAUGUGGGUAUGCAGAACUGAACCCAGAUUUUCUGCAAGAGCAACAAAUACUCUCAACCCUUGAGGAUCUCCAAGUUGUUUAAUUUUUAAUAGCACUUUCAUUUAUGUAUUUGUUUGUAUUUUCAUUCUAUGUGUAUAUGCAUACGCACCAUGGUAUACAAGUCAGUUUUAAUCCCCUUCUGCCAUGUGAGUUCUGGAGAUCAAUCUCUGGAUAGGUGGUCUGUUUUGGCAUUAGGUACCUGUUUCUACUGAGUCAUCUCACCAUCCCCAAAUGAGCUUAAACUUAAUAUUCCCUGGCUAGCAUGGAACUUGGUUUGAAGACCAGGCUGGCUUCAAACUUGCAGCAAUACUAUGGGUCUGCCCACUGACUGCUACGAUUAUAGGCAUGCCUCACCAUGACUAGAGUCAGGCUGGAUUUUGAUAGGAGAGUUCAUUUGUUAACACUAAGCUAACUAUUAUUACUCUCCAUUAAGUUUGAUCCCAAAUGUGUCUGUUCAUCUCUAAUUAUAUGUGGCUUCUGCUAAGUAAAGCUCAAUGACAGGCGCUUGAGUUUAGGUCCUGACAUGCUGUGCUUGAAAUGGCAAGAGGUGGCUACAAGGUAAAAUGACUUAGCCACUUAGAGGCCAAUGAGGACUGGACUCUGUGCCAGGAAACUAGACUGCACACAUGCAGCCUGGAGUUACAAGAUACAUCAGUCAGGGUUCUCCAGAGCAAGAAAAGAAAUAGCAAAAUGCUCUUUCUUCAGGAGAGCUCAGCCUUUGCUCUUUAAACCUGACACUGAUUGAAUUAUGGAGGGUGAUUGGCUUUAUUCACACCCUAAUGACUGAUGUGAGUCACAUCUGAGGAAUUCCUUCAGAGCAAAAUCUUGACUGGGGUUUGAUGGGACAACUGGGUACCACAGCAUAGCCAAGUGGCUACACAAAAUAAACUACCCCCCACAAAGCACCAUUAAGCAGUAGUAAAAUAAGAAUGGGUGAGUUCUAAACGAAAUCUACAGCAUCCAAUAACAUCAAGAGGAUCAAGGCUGGGGGUGGUGGCGUGGGGGAUGAAGGAUUUCCAGGGUUGGGCGCCACUAUUUCCCUCAAAUAUUCAAAUGCUGUUUUUCUUUUGGUGACACCCAAAGUAUGAUUUCCACUUACAAUAUAUGUCCUUGUUUCUUUCAGUGGCCUUUGGUUUUUAUUUGGAGCAGGUUGCAGAAUUUUCUAGAGACUGGUGUUUCCUUAGCCUUUAUCUUCAUUCACCCUUGGGAUCUGUUGGCCCUUGGAUUAUAAGGGUUGGAAUCUGCAUAAUGAUGUCUUAACCCUGUUCUGUGUUGCCCAUGAUAGCCUGUAUACAGCCCAGAGCUAGAUCAAUGCCUUCCUCUGCUCAGCCUCUGUUGCUGAUGGCUGCUUCCUUCUUAGAUUCCUCCUGGCUUGACUUGCUUCUGUAGCUGGACAGUUCUAGAAUCCCAAACAUGUCUUCACUUAGGAUGUCUGGAAGAUCCACAGAAAGUCUGCCUUUGGCAAUCCAAUAAAGACUUUCAAGUUAGAAGAACUCCACUUGGCCUGGCUUAAUUUAUUUAGAACUUUCAUACACCACUGAGAGUGGAUUUAUUAAGCUAUGGGUAGUGCUGUCUUUGGUUAACACAGUUGUUCUGGUGUCAACUCUUGGGUCCACCCAGAUUUAUACUGAGCCUCCAACACUUUAUUUCUGUGGAAGACCCACCCAACCUAAUCACUUUGAGCAUAUCUAUAGGAAAUGUGGAAAUGGUGGUCUUUCUUGCCUCACAUUGUGGCUAUCAAGCGCAAAGGAAGUAAGAAUUGAUUAUUUUAACAAGGAAAGUGUUCACUGAAGGUACUGUUUGCUAACUGACAGUUUCUAACUCACCUCUUUUACCAUAUGCAUGUGUUCUUUCAUCUUUCAGGGGCUUUAUUGCUGAGUGAGUACUUCACUACUUCUGUUACAACAUAGAUUUGUUGAAACAGAUUCGAGUGUUAUUUGCUCUCUUGAGUCAAUUAUAGAUGCAAGAGAUGUCGAUAAAUUAAAAUCAAGCCAGAUUAUUACAUUAGUUAUUUUUCUUCCCAUUACCCCUGAAUACCUGGUAUAAGAACCCACUUAAGGGAGGAAAGAUUUGUUUUGGUUCAUGGUUUGAAGCACUGUCCACAGUGCUGGGGAAGAUAUGCAUGCUGGAGCAGCUAUGGUGGUAGACCAAGGAAGGAAGAGGAGAAAGAACAUUGAGGGAAGCUGAAGUACUCCGCCCCAGACCCCAUCAAUUACUAACUUCCCCUACCAACUCCCUGUCUCCUGAAGAUGCCAAGGCCUCUCAAAACAGCACCAACCACUGGAGAGUAACUGUUCAAACAAACAAGCCUGUAGGACAUUUUACAUACAAACUAUUACAUUGUUUUAAAUGCCUGAACUUAGUUACUAGUUUAGUAAGAUCAUGAUACUAUUCUUUAAGAAGUGUUGGCAGCUCUGCAUUGCCCUCAUUUGGGGACUGUAAGAGAAGUCCUUACUGGCUGGCCAACCUUGAAUCAAAUCUUGGCAUCCGUGCCAACCUUCAUGUGUUGUCCUUAUGGCUAAGAUUGCUGGAGCAUGAAACUAGCCCACACUAAAUCAGCCAACGUUCCCACAUCCCAUAAUGAUGUCAUCCCCAGCAUUUACCUCUGCUUGCCUGCCUAUGAAUGGGUUAAUCCUGGCUUCUGCCUCCAACUUAUUUUUGUAAUUAUCCUCAUGUGCCUUUCAGAUGCUGAUUUUUUUUUUUAAUCUCUUUUCCAAGCUUGACUUGAGUAAGCAAAAGCUGAGAUACUGUCAUUUCCUAAAUAAGCUAAAGGGAAGAUUUGGCCCAUUAUAACCACUCUGCCUGCUGAAUCUAUGUUCACGGGCUCCUCUCUAAUGGAACGUCGAGGAAUAACUAUAAUUGAAUAGUGCUUCCACUCCAUCUGCAGAUUCCACCAAAUCAAACCCAGAUUUGGUUCUAUCUUGUUUUUGUUUGUCUCGCAUUGUGUUUGUGCCCCCAUUGGGUGAAGCAUAAGCUUGGGCUUCAUCUGGAUAUAUUUGCAACUCACAGAGGCAGUAAUUGAGUCUCUGAAUCUCCUUACCUACCCCGAGGGUUCCAACUCUGAGCUGUUGCAUUAAACCCCACUAGUUCUUGGUUCCCUUCAAAGGUAAUGUCCCAUCUGUUGACUGUGAACUGGGGCAAUGUAGAACUCAGAUCUGUCAGGGCUAUUCACUGAUCCAAAGACCUUCCCUUUCCUUUACAGAAAGAGCCACUUCCGAGUUUUUGAAGCCAGUGCUUUGCUUUCUGCAGAGGACAAUGUGAGCUUGGCAUAGUGUAAAGGUUAACACUUGCUCUCUGGCCUCUGAGGGCAGGUGCUGCUGAGCCUUGUGCAGCUUGCUGCAGGGUGCUGGGGAAUGAGAGCUGCUGGAUCCUGCAGCAAGGCAGCAUCCGGCUGUCUCCGGCACCGUGGUAUUGUGUCUGAUCCCAUUCAGUCUCGCUGAAGUCCUUUAUGCUGUGGCGCCUGACAGCCAAUUGAUAAUGGUCUGUAAACUCUGGUGGAUUUGGAGCAGGUCCAUGCAAACGUUUCAGUGGCAGGCAUCAGCAGUUUUAAACCCGUGUCUGUGCCACAUUUGGAAGUGGAAAGAAGGAGUAAUUAGCUCAGCAUCAUAACCAGGAAGUUUUCGGGACAAGUAGGGAUUUUAUUUUUUAAAGAAUGUAAUAGUAGAGCUGGAGAGAUGGCUUAAUGGUUCAGAAUGCUUGCUGAUGCUGCCUAGGACCCAAGAUCCCUUCCCAGCACCCACAUGAUGGCUCAUAGCUAUCUGUAUCUCCUGUCCCAGAGGCUGUGAUGCUGCCUUCUGGGCUGCAGGCAGUGGGGCACACAUGGUACACAUAUAAACAGGCAAACAAGCGAAGCACCCAUCCACAAAACUAAAAGCAAUUUAAAAUCUUUAAAAAACAAUCUGAGAUAGUGAAAAUUGCAUACGUGUUUGUCCAGCUACUUGUAUAAGCUUGGGAGACAUGCACAUGCUUGCUAGGAAAGGGUUAAAAAUGUCUGUACCUCCUCCCACCUCUACAGCCACAGGCCACAGGCAAAUGUACACAGCUGCACCCGCACACACAGACACACACUCAGGUAAGGAACCUGUUUUGCAGGUUUUCCUGGUUAAAAGUAGGUAGGGGGUUGGUGGCGGGGAAGAGCAGGAAAACCUUACAAGUGCAGACUGAAGAUUUUUCAAAGUAACUUUACCCGGUAGAGAGAGGCACACUUGUGCCACUGUGAGGUUUUUUUUUUUUUCUUCCUCUUGCACUGAUUAAGUGCAUUGUUAGACAGGGAGGGGCAGAUUAGCGAAUGCCUAUAAUUUUGAUCAUUGUUUUCUGCAAAACAGCUCAGGCUUUGAAAACGAAGCCACCGUUUUUUUGGUUCCCUUGCUGCCAACAGCACAAAUUACACCGCGCAAAGAUCCCGAGCCCGGCUGAAAGGUUUCAUUAAUGAACAAUUUCAGAUGAUUGUUUCAGUCUUUACUUGACAGGUAACGUUGGCAUGUAGGCAGGUGGUGUUAAGGUUUCCAUGGAGAUUUAUGAUGUCAUGCUUGAAAGAGCAUGUCAAGACAGCCAGUUUAACAAGUAGUUACUCAAAAAGUCCUAUAGGCUACAAAUAGGCUUUAUGCAAAUGAGGAGAGUUUCACUGGGAAAAACUGCAAAAGAAAACAGCCGAGGCAUGGAGGGGGGUUUACCUGACAGCUCGGAGGACGGAUGAGUCCGAAGACCAUUAGAUUUGUAAAGUUUCAGAAGAUGAACUAGGAUUUCUUCUUUCGCCUCUGCCUCACCUGUGGAGUGCUUGGUACAGACAAAAAGUCCCAAGCUGUCCCACAGUCCUCAACCUCCCAAUUUGGGGGAUCCGGUUGAACAUUUAUCAGAGACAUCUGGUGACUCUUUGGAAGCCAUGUCCGAGGGAGAAGUACCGAGUCCUUUCGCCAGAGGCAGUCGUACUCGCGCGAGCCUUCCCGUGGUGAGGUCGGCCAAUCAAACAAAGGAAAGAUCCCUGGGUGUCCUCUACCUCCAGUAUGGAGACGAAACCAAACAGCUGCGGAUGCCGAAUGAAGUCACAAGCACAGACACAAUCCGAGCUCUCUUCGUCAGUGCCUUUCCCCAGCAGCUCACCAUGAAGAUGCUGGAGUCGCCCAGUGUUGCCAUCUACAUCAAGGAUGACAGCAGAAAUGUCUACUAUGAGUUAAAUGAUGUGAGGAAUAUCCAAGACAGAUCCCUUCUCAAAGUAUACAACAAGGAUCCUUCACAUGCAUUUAACCACAUGACGAAAGCCGUGAACGGAGACAUGAGGAUGCAGAGAGAAAUUGUUUAUGCAAGAGGAGAUGGGCUUGUUGCCCCCCGACCAGGAUCUGUGGCUCACCCACCUCAUGUAAUUCCAAACUCCCCACCAUCAACUCCGGUGCCCCAUUCCUUACCUCCCUCUCCAUCCAGAAUUCCUUACGGGGGCAGCCGUCCAAUGGCUAUUCCUGGCAAUGCCACCAUCCCCAGGGACAGACUCUCGAGCCUGCCAGUAUCCAGAUCCAUCUCCCCAAGCCCCAGCGCCAUUUUGGAAAGAAGAGAUGUCAAACCGGAUGAAGACAUGAGCAGCAAAAACCUGGUUAUGUUCAGAAAUGAGGGUUUCUAUGCCGACCCUUACCUCUAUCAUGAAGGACGAAUGAGCAUAGCCUCAUCCCAUGGCGGCCACCCUUUGGAUGUCCCAGAUCAUGUCAUUGCGUAUCACCGCACAGCGAUCCGGUCAGCGAGUGCUUACUGUAGCCCUUCCUUGCAAGCAGAAAUGCAUAUGGAGCAGUCGUUAUACAGACAAAAGUCAAGGAAAUACCCUGAUAGCCAUUUGCCUACCUUGGGCUCCAAAACGCCCCCAGCCUCUCCACACCGUGUGGGUGACUUAAGAAUGAUAGACCUGCACCCGCAUCUUAACACACAUGGGCCCCCUCACACUCUGCAGCCAGACCGGGCCUCCCCCAGUCGCCAGUCCUUUAAAAAGGAACCCGGCACCCUGGUGUACAUCGAAAAGCCACGAAACACUUCAGGAUUAUCCAGCCUUGUAGACCUGGGGCCUCCUCUAGUUGAGAAGCAAGGUUUUGCUUACAGCACCACUACAAUCCCCAAAGACAGAGAAACCAGAGAGAGGAUGCAAGCCAUGGAGAAGCAGAUUGCCAGUCUAACUGGCCUUGUUCAGUCUGCGCUUUUUAAAGGGCCCAUUACAAGUAGUAGCAAAGAGGCGUCUAGUGAGAAAAUGGUGAAAGCCACAGCCAACAGGAACCAAGCAGAUGGUGCAGGAACGGCCCAUGUUUCUGCAGGGAAGGUUCUGGGCUCUGUGGAGUUCUCCCUGCCGCCCAGCCAACCCCUGCCUGCCGGAACCUCGCCCAUCCACACUAGCCUGCUUGACAUGAGGAGGAACGUGGCUGAACUCAGGCUCCAACUCCAGCAGAUGAGGCAGCUCCAGCUGCAGAACCAGGAGAUUCUGAGGGCGAUGAUGAAGAAGGCUGAGCUGGAAAUCAGUAACAAAGUGAAGGAGACCAUGAAGAGACUAGAGGAUCCGGUACAGCGUCAGCGCACCCUGGUGGAGCAAGAGAGACAGAAGUACCUCCACGAAGAAGAGCGGAUUGUCAAAAAGUUAUGUGAGCUGGAGGACUUUGUUGAGGACUUGAAGAAGGACUCUUCCUCCACUGGCAGAGUGGUGACCCUGAAAGAUGUGGAAGAUGGGGCUUUCCUCCUGCGACAAGUGGGAGAAGCUGUGGCCACUCUCAAAGGAGAAUUUCCAACUUUGCAAAAUAAGAUGCGUGCUGUCCUGCGCAUAGAAGUUGAGGCAGUAAGGUUCCUGAAGGAAGAGCCACACAAGCUGGACAGUCUCCUGAAGCGUGUGAGGAGCAUGACAGAUGUCUUGACGAUGUUGCGGAGGCAUGUCACUGAUGGGCUCCUGAAAGGCACCGAUGCAUCCCAGGCUGCACAGUAUGUUGCCAUGGAGAAGGCCACAGCUGCAGAGGUCCUGAAGCAUCAGGAAGAGACAGCCCAUGCCCCUGGGCAACCCCUCCACUGUAGCACUGGAAGCCCUGGCGAUGUGAAGUCAGAAGUGGUGCCCCUAUCCACCAUGACAGUUCACCAUGUACAGAGCUCGCCUGUGGUCAUGCAACCUUCCCAGCACUCCUCAGCCUUGAUGAACCCAGCCCAGAACUUGCCUGGAGGAACCAGACCUCACACAGCCAGCCCUCCAGCAAUCACACAGGAAGUAACCUCUGCCCAGUCAGCUCCAGGCCCCCAGUCCCCUCAGACCCCAGUGAAUGGUUCCUCCAUGCAGAGCUUGUUCAUUGAGGAAAUUCACAGUGUGAGUGCCAAGAACAGGGCAGUGUCCAUUGAGAAGGCAGAAAAGAAAUGGGAAGAAAAAAGGCAAAAUCUGGAACACUAUAACGGAAAGGAGUUCGAGAAGCUCCUGGAGGAAGCUCAGGCCAACAUCAUGAAGUCAAUUCCAAACCUGGAGAUGCCCCCAGCUUCCAGCCCAGUGUCAAAGGGAGAUGCGGCAGGGGAUAAGCUGGAGCUGUCAGAAGAUUCUCCAAAUUCAGAGCAGGAAUUGGACAAGAUAGGGGGAAAGUCACCCCCUCCUCCACCCCCACCCCCUCGGAGAAGCUACCUUCCUGGAUCAGGACUUACCACCACGAGAUCAGGCGAUGUGGUCUACACUGGCAGGAGCAUGUCUAAGGUGAGCAGUGAAGACCCUGGGCCAACACCACAGACUAGAGCCACAAAAUGUCCCCCGGAGGAACCUGCCUCAGCCUGGGCCCCAUCCCCACCACCAGUCCCUGCCCCUUCCUCCAAGGAGGAGGAGGAAGAAGAAGAAGAAGGAGACAAAAUCAUGGCAGAACUCCAGGCAUUCCAGAAGUGUUCCUUUAUGGAUGUAAAUCCAAACAGUCAUGCUGAGCAGUCCCGAGCUAACAGCCACCUUAAAGACACUAGGGCAGGCGCCACAGCCCCACCCAAGGAGAAGAAGAAUUUGGAAUUUUACCACGAAGAUGUACGAAAAUCUGAUGUUGAAUGUGAAAAUGGCCCCCAAGUGGAAUCUCAAAAGGUUACUGCAGGGGCUCUGAGACCUAGUGGCCCCCCCAAAUGGGAAAGAGUCAUGGUGGAUAGUAUAUCUGACACCUCAAGAACAUCAGAAUGUAGAGCUGACACCUUCACAGAGGAAAAUGCCACACCCAAUAAGAGCUUAUUCAGAGACAGUAGAAAUUAUUCCCAGAAAAAUGUGCCUAAGGUCAGUUUUUCUUCCUCUGGCCUGAACUCAUUAGAAGGUGAAAUCAACAAAGGGCCUAAUGUCUCGGGACUACAGUGUGCUAUUCCUGACUUGGAAAAUCAGAAGUUAAAUUUUGGAAAGACAAAAGAGAUAGGCCAACAGGGACAAGAAAAUGCAGACAAGAGUCACAUUCCUCUCCCAACUCGAUCAGCAGAAUUCAGUAUUCAUGAUGUCAAAACACAAGAUCAAGAUGUUCCCGUGACAGGUUAUGGCCAAGUUGUCCUGAGAUCGAAGGUGGGUAGGCACGCUAAUAUGAACAUGAAUGAGGAUGGAGAAUCAACUCCAAGUUCUCCCAGUGAGGAACACACAGCCACUGAUAACAUCGCCUUUAUGAUCACCAAAACUGCUGUCCAGGUUCUGUCCAGCGGGGAGGUCCAUGACAUAGUGAGUCAAAAAGGACAAGAUGUACAGACAGUUAAUAUUGAUGGAAGGAAAGAGACAGCCUCUCAGCACGAAGGGACAGAAGGGGAAGAACCGGUUGUGUGCCUGGACAAGAAACCAGUUAUUAUCAUUUUUGAUGAACCCAUGGACAUCCGAUCUGCAUAUAAAAGACUCUCAACCAUCUUUGAGGAAUGCGAUGAGGAGCUAGAGAGAAUGCUGACAGAGGAAAAGAUAGAGGAAGAGGAAGAGGAUGAAAACGAAGACUCUGGAGUCCGAACCUCAUCCCAAAUGUCCUGUGAACAGGUCGACUCGAGAAGUGAUAGGAUGGGACAAAAGGCAGAGACACAGUCACAGCCCCAUGUCCUGUCAGCAGAGUUGCUAACUCCAGGAGUGCAGGGGGUUCGUAAAGCCGAGCAGAGAAAGCUUAGCUCAGCUGAUUCUCCAGACUCAGGGAAUAAGUGUGGCAUGGUUGAUGACCAGUUUGAAAGUCCCAAGAAAAAGUUUAAGUUCAAAUUCCCUAAAAAGCAGCUUGCUGCUCUUACACAGGCAAUUCGCACAGGCACCAAAACGGGAAAGAAAACCCUGCAGGUGGUUGUCUAUGAGGAAGAGGAAGAGGACGGUACUUUGAAACAGCACAAAGAAGCCAAGCGGUUUGAAAUCACCAGGUCACAGCCUGAAGAUGCCCUCAAAACCAUGGCUAGGAGGCAAGAGCAGCUCAGCCCUGAGGGCACCCUUCCGGCAUCAAGGACUGAUGAAAUUAGGAAAAGUACUUACAGAACACUGGACAGCCUGGAGCAGACCAUAAAGCAACUUGAAAAUACAAUCAGUGAAAUGAGCCCCAGGGCCCUAGUUGAUACCUCAUGUUCUUCCAACAGAGAUUGUGGUGCAAGCUUGCCCCACAUGGCCCAAGAGGUCUCUCCCCGGUCCUUGCUAGUUCUGGAUGAAGUACCCCCUGCCCCAGAGCCCCCCACAUCCAUAUCUCCAGCUUCACGUAAGGGCUCCAGCACCACCCCACAGACAAGCCGGAUGCCAGUCCCCAUGACUUCCAAGAACAGACCCGGAAGCCUGGAUAAGGCCAGCAAGCAGUCCAAACUACAGGAUCCCCGCCAAUACCGUCAGGCUAAUGGAAGUGCUAAGAAAGCUGGUGGGGACUGUAAGCCUACUUCCCCCUCCUUACCUGCUUCUAAGAUUCCAGCCCUUUCUCCCAGCUCUGGGAAAAGCAGUUCUCUGCCUUCCGCUAGUGGGGACAGCUCUAACCUCCCCAAUGCACCUGCUACUAAACCAUCGAUUGCUUCUACCCCUCUCAGCCCCCAAGCAGGACGGUCCGCUCACUCCGCUUCCCUCAUCCCUUCUGUCUCUAAUGGCUCCUUAAAGUUUCAGAGCCCACCUCACGCAGGUAAAGGCCAUCAUCACCUUUCGUUCGCACUGCAGACUCAAAAUGGCCGAGCUGCCCCUACUACCUCUUCCUCCUCAUCCCCUCCUUCCCCUGCCUCCCCCACCUCCCUGAAUCAAGGUGCCAGGGGCAUCAGGACCAUCCAUACUCCUAGCCUCGCCAGCUACAAAGCACAGAAUGGAAGUUCAAGCAAAGCCACCCCAUCCACAGCAAAAGAAACGUCUUAAAGGCCAGAUCCUAUUAGGCACAAGGUGGAAUUGCAUCCUUGUUUUUAAUUUUCAGCAAUCUGGAACAAGUGUUUUCAUAAGAGAAUGUAUCAUAUUGCUGUAUCGUUCAAGGCUUCAUGCAGAGUAUGUGCUAAGUACUGAGUUGGUAGCUGCAGUAAAGCUUGUUUUUUUUCCACUCUGUUGCUGUUGUAAUUGCAUAGUGUUUACUGUCUAGAUUCGAUACCUAUUACAUGAAGAAAGCAUGUGCUAUAAAAAGAGAGAGUAUGAUGAGAGUGAAGACAUGUGUGAGACAAGCUGACUGUACUAUGCAUGUAAAACAUGUAUGAUUCCAGAAUUUUAGUAUGUUUUGUAUAAAAAUAUUUUUCAUUACAGAGACUAGAGGCAAACAGAGAAAUAAAUACGCAAGCGUGACUAUAUAAAUUGUAAAGCAUAUAUUAUGAUAUUUUCUUUUAUUUUAGUGUUAUUUAGCUUUAUUACAGAUUUCUAUUUUUGUCAAAACUUCAUGGUUCCUUUCAAAAUCUUUUUUGCCAAAACAUUUUGAUACUACAGCAUUGUACAUUUGAAAGUAGCGUGCUAGCCUUUAAGCCAAUGAGCUUCUACAGUCGUAGAAAGAAAUUCAGCAAAACUCCUGCACUGCCAGCAAAAGUUUGUAUGAUAAUUCGCUAGCGCAAGCCAGCUCAUUUUUUUCUUUGUUUUCUUUUCAUUUUCUUCUUCCUUUUUUUUUUUUAAAGACAAAACAUCUGAGUAUUCUGUAGCUGUUUUCUUUGCACUGUCUGACCCCCUUUUAUGUUUUCUUAGACCUGGUAAUUCAUACCAUUGCAUUGUGGAUUUUAAAAUGUACACUUCUGUAUGGUUCUGUACACUGAGGAACUUUUGUAAAUAUACAAAUAUAAAUAAACAUCAAAAUACUAUCUGUGACAGCACAUAGAGUAGUUUUCCCACACCAAAGUUAAUUUGUAUGCAUGCUUAAGAGUCUAUAUUGGGAUGGGCAGAAAUGGGACUAUCCAUACAUUUUUAAAAAGCAACAAGUUUGCACAGUUAGGGUGGUUUUGUAGAUAACUGUAUUUGUAUAACACAGCCAUGUAACAUAUGGAGCUAUAAGCAGAGACUUGGCAAAACUAAAUAAAGGGCUGCAUGCUUAUUAUUUUUUUUUUGUACCUUGUCACUAUAACGUCUUUCAGUCAACGAAUAUGUAACUAUUGCCACAGGGUUUCAGCUCUGAGGGCAUUCUAAGCAACGUGUAAUCACAUCCACUCAUACAGUGUUGCUUCCUCGAAAGGGAAGGAUGAAUUCCUAAUAAACUCAUCAACCAUG